AUGAGCUCCGCACCCCCCCAGCCCACGGUGCUUCUCACGCUCGAGGGCAUAGUCCACAACGCGCAUCUCUUCAACGCGCUGCACACGCACGCCAAUGUCUUCACGGUCAAGAGCAAGGCAGAGGCCCUCUCCUUCCUCGCCGCGCACACGCCACACGCCGUGCUGCUGACCGACGCGGCGCUCUCGACGGACGCGUACCGGGACCUGUGCGAGCGUCUGCACAGCUACGUGCUCAGCGGCGGGAUCGCCGUGAUGUGCAACGAGUUCAGCAGCUUCCUGAAGACGCCAGUGUUCAACCGGUGGAUCUACCACCGCACGGACUUCUAUCUCAACCGCGCCGCCGCCGCCGUCUGCCUCCUGCCCGGCUUGCUGCCAGUCUACUCGAUGAAGGCGUCCAGUCUGAAGGGCGUCGACGCCCCCAGCAGGGUGUAUCAGCCCGCAGAAGACUCGUUCACCCAGAGUAAUGUGUUCGCGCCGGAGCGCGUGCAGGAUCAGACGCAGGCCCCGGUGGCGUAUAGGAUGGUCGGCCGCGGCUGGCUGGGGUAUGUCGGUGAUGUCAACUAG
Messenger RNA from Tricharina praecox, 564 nucleotides. RefSeq lists its product as uncharacterized. NCBI's taxonomy places the organism in Eukaryota, Fungi, Ascomycota, Pezizomycetes, Pezizales, Pyronemataceae. Bases 1 to 564 code for a protein of 187 amino acids. The record is from RefSeq and is a predicted model, not a curated record. The transcript has 2 exons.